Molecule: messenger RNA, 864 nt
Organism: Leptosia nina
Lineage: Eukaryota; Metazoa; Arthropoda; Insecta; Lepidoptera; Pieridae
Source: the annotation of a GenBank genome assembly
AUGCCCAUAAGGAAGCUUCACCCGCUUUUAGCGGCAAAGGCUCGGGAGGAGUUAAAUGAAGACCCUUUAUAUAUCGAUGAAUAUUUGAGUUCGUUAAGGGAAUGGAUAUCCACACAGCCUCAUCUCCGAGUAAGAACAGAUGACCAAUGGCUAGUGACGUUUUUGCGUGGAUGUAAAUAUAAUUUAGAGAAAACCAAAGCCAAAUUAGAUUUGUAUUACACUCUGAGAACUGUGGCGCCUGAAGUGUAUUGUCUUAGAUACUCGGAUCCAAAGAUUUAUGGACUACUCGAGACAGGAGCUGUGCUCACAAUGCCAAAAACAAAGGGUCCAGCUGAGCCCCGGGUGAUAUUAUUACGUCCAGGAUGGUACAACCCAUCGGAAUUCACCUUCAUGGAACUUAUGGCUGUGAUGAUAUUUCAACAUCAGAUAUGUUAUAUGGAAGAUGACAACAUGACAGUAGCUGGUAUGAUCAAUGUGGUCGAUUUAAAAGGCACUUCUGUAGCACACGUUAGACAAGCGCUGUUUCAGAUAAGAAAGCUGAUAAGAAUCACUCAGGAUGCAGCACCGACAAGGAUGAAAGGAAUUCACAUCCUCAACACCAUGAUGUUAUUUGAGUCCUGUUAUAACUUAGUGAAACAUUUGCUGAGCGAGAAAAUAAGGAGUAGGCUGCAAAUACAUAAUAAAAAUUACGAGCAAUUCUAUAGAAGUGUACCAAGGGAGGUCUUGACAGUAGAAUAUGGAGGGCAGGGAGGAACAACUAGAGAAAUUAUAGAUUAUUGGAAAAGAAAAUUUGCACAAUACGAGGCGUGGUUUAGAGAAGAUUUCCAAUACAAAUCAGAUGAGUUAAAACGUAUGAAAAACUAG